Molecule: messenger RNA, 2937 nt
Organism: Homarus americanus (American lobster)
Lineage: Eukaryota; Metazoa; Arthropoda; Malacostraca; Decapoda; Nephropidae
Product: condensin-2 complex subunit H2-like
Exons: 16
Coding region: 273-2495 (740 amino acids)
Biological process (GO): meiotic chromosome condensation; mitotic sister chromatid separation
Cellular component (GO): condensin complex; nucleus
Molecular function (GO): chromatin binding
Source: RefSeq, a predicted model, not a curated record
AGAAUGAUGAAGAAUUGAAGUUUUCUUAUUUUUUACUGUUCUAUAGUUCUUGAUACUGAAUUAAUGACUGACUUCCAUUGGCCACAUAGAGCCAACACCAUUUGUGACACGAUCUGUUAAAAUGCUUCACAGCGAACAACUGAAUACCUUCCUAGUAACCUUUACAUAUGGUAUCUUAACCAAACUUACCUCACUAACCUAAAAUAAGAUUGACCUUUAUUUUUGGCAGAAAUGAAUAGUGGAGAUAUGACCCCCACCACCACCACCAAUGGAUGCACAAGGUAGCAACAAGAGUUUAUGCAUCUGCCCCAGCCGCCAAAAUGCCACAAAUAUCCUCAUCACAGGACUUGGAUGCACGCUUCUCAGUUUUUCUUAAUCCAAUUCGUGACCUGACAAAAAACUGGGAAGUGGACAUUGCCAAGUAUUUGGAGGAGUAUUUAGAGGAGCUAGCUGAAGUACAAAUUACAUUUGAUGGAGGGGAAACACUCAUGAAUUUUGCUGAGGCAGCCAUGUUGAUUCAAGGCUCAGCUACAGUGUACAGCAAGAAGGUGGAGUUUUUGUGGCAGAUGGUUUUGCAGAUGCUUGAUCUGCUCUCCAGUAGACGGAAUUUAGAAUCUGGAGUAGGAGAUGUGGGCGGCAAAGACAUUGGAGGAGGAAGAGCUGUUCUUGAUCAUUCGGUAGAUUUUACUACUGUUGAUAAAAUGGGAAGAGGGAAGAACAUUGAUUUACGGGACGAUGAGGAAGAGGAGGAAAUGGACGACUGUAGAAAGAGAAGCUUCAAGUUUUUACCAGCAACUCCGCUACAUUUAGUGGAGAAAGAUGGGGAAAAGUCUCUGCAUCGUGUUUCGCUGAUGAUGAAAAACAGUGAGGUGUUUGGGGCAAAAGAUGACUUCAGAAUUAAUAGGUCAUAUCUGACACCCAAGGGCAUGUUGUGCAUGGAGGUCCCAAGUGACAUCUUACGUAAUGCAGCCUUGAGGAUUUUGGAUUCCCCAGUUCCUGAAAAUACAGAUGGGGAGAAUGCAGAAACUGGUGGUAAAGAAACUGCACCAGUAACUGAAGCCCCUCCACAACAAGAUGUUCCACCUGAUGCUGAAGAAGAUAUUAAUAAUGAUGAUGGUGCAGCUGAUCUCCCAGAUGACUUGGACACUCCUGAAGACGUUCAGCAGCCCAUGAAUGAGGGGAAGGAUUGUGAAAAGAAAGAUGACCCCAAGAAUAAUAAUAAUAAUCUGAAUGUCAUUGACCUUCCCACUGAUCGCCUUAGAAAACGAGGAGGGCCGGUGACUGAAGCUGUUACUACACUUACGUUGACUGAUAAGUGGAACCCAAUCAACCCCCAUGCUGAAACUCCUGCUAAGAGACCAAUAAGAGCUGGAAGACUACGUAAACCUCUACCAUGUGCCUGUCACCUUCACACACAAUCUGUGUCUCACAGAAAGAGUGCCAAAAAUGGUAAGAAAGAAAAGAACAAGAAAAACGCCCAAAUACUUACGUCCAUAGAGUCUCACAUCACUAAAGAGAUAACUGGAAUAAUCGGUUCAUCCACUAAGAAUUGUAAGGCGUCUCAAGAACUUAUAGAGGAAGUCAAUAAUGAGGUUGCGAACAGACUCGAACUUGGCAAAUGUAAGCGGGUUAACAACUUGCUAAGAGAGGGAAAAGCUUUCAACGUAGAGGAAGCUCUGCAGAAGGUAUUGGAAGACACUGAACUUCAGCAAAGAAUGGAAGAACAGCUUGACGACCCCCUUGGUAGUGAUGGAGCUGCAGAUUUAGAUGGUGAUGUAGAUGAUCUGCCAGCCCCUCCAUUGUUUCUUCCGGAGCCACAUGAUAAUACCAGAGGGCCUGAAUGUAUCACCAAGAGAUUAAGUGAUAACACCUUUGAUGAACCUGCCAGUGAUUAUGAGGCCUUGGUGCAGAAAUGGGUUGCUGAUUAUAUUACUAAUGCUCAGGAGCAUGUUACUUCCUCUGCCCUUGUAAAACAUGUGAAUAAGUGGAGGGAAGCCAUAUUGCCAAAGUUAGCAGAGGAGGAAUGUCGAAAAGAGUUUGAUAUUCAUAAAUAUGGUUCUCAGGUUUUAAGUCAUUUUCCAGACAAUGGACGAAAGCAGACUAUAUCUUUUAGUGAGGUGAUAAAGGGUCAAGAUGCACGAGAAGUGUCUCGACACUUCCUCUCAUGCCUCAUGCUGGCAAAUACGUAUAAUAUAGAGUUGAGUGAAACAGAACCAGGGGACUUGGCUAUGGACUGUCUGGAAUUAACUCUUCUUUCCCGAGUCCGUCACCAUGAAGAACUGGAGGAGUAUGCUGCACCCUCACAAGCUUCUCCGCUCCCGAGAAAGGGUCGCACGAAAGCAAAGUUUCAAUCAAAUUCACAACUGGAUAACCCUGGAGUUUAUUCUGGGGAACCUACCCCUAUCUGUGCAGAUAUAACACACAUUACUUUGGGUGAUAAUGUCCAGCAUAAAUCUAAGAAACCUUCAAAAGGAAGUAUCAAGAUGAAGAGAUGACCAAAAUGAUCAACAGUGUGUUAUUACAUACAUCAUUGUGAGCUACAGUGCCUUAUUGAUGAGUCAUGCUCUGAUACUGACCAAGCCUUGUCUGUGCAGAUGCGCCAAGACUGUAUGUUUAAGUUUUUAUAGCAGUUAAGUACACCUGUUAGAAUAAAACAUAAGGUAAAGUCUGUAUUGAAAUACUAUAUAUUUUUUGUUAACAUCUCUAAUGAACAGAUAACUUAAUUUAAAAAAAAAAAUAAUAAUUCCUAAGUUUAUUUGCACCUUGAGUCAGCCAUAGAAGAUAAAUGAGUACAAAGUUCAGAUAUGUAAUUUUUUAUUUCUUGAUGCAAUAUUGUAUAGUAGUGUGUGGAAUAUUUGACUGCACCUUUACAAAUGUAACCUUUAUUACUACUGCUUGUACUGCUCAAUCACCUGGUAAUAAAUCAAUGAGGUUUCA